GAUGAAUUUGAUCCUCAAGUAGCCACAAGCCGAGCUCUUCUUCAAGCAAGAACAACGUGCAAAGAAGACUUUGCGAAUCAAAACUACACAAUCAUAACAAGCAGAUGCAAAGGGCCAGAUUAUCCGGCGAAGGUGUGCUGCUCCGCCAUCAAGGAGUUUGCUUGCCCUUUCGCAGAAGCUAUCGACGACGAGAAGAACGAUUGUGCCUCCACAAUGUUCAGCUACAUCACCCGCUACGGACGUUAUCCUCCUGGAAUCUUUGCCAACAUGUGCAAAGAGGGCUUACAAGGUCUCGCCUGCACUAAUGUCACCGACUCCGCAUCCUCAACUUCUUCUGAUUCUAUCCCCCGGGCCUCCACCACAACUGCUGCAUCUCUCGCUCUUCUCUCCAUGUUCCUGCUUCUCUGUCUUUUGUUCAUAUAG
Molecule: messenger RNA, 423 nt
Organism: Thlaspi arvense
Lineage: Eukaryota; Viridiplantae; Streptophyta; Magnoliopsida; Brassicales; Brassicaceae
Source: the annotation of a GenBank genome assembly